AUGGCCCACUCCAGCUUGACGACCGACUGUGCUACGGACCUAGCGUUCAUGGCCGCUCGGCUCUACAUCCGCAACACCGUGCUUCCUGCGCCUGCGUUGACCACACCGAUCGACAGUCGUGCGCCUCGUGCGACGGGCGCCAAGGAGACAUGCGCUGACGUUGGACACACGACGCCGUCCGCGGUCGUGGUAGGCUUCCCGGCGCCGGUGCAUCUCCAUGGCGACGAUUCGCACCGUGCUCGUGGACGAAGCCUCUCGUGCGCUGCGGAAACCUCUGCUCGACAACAGCCCGCGCCGCCAAGUAUCGAAGAGAUGAACGCGUACCGCAUGACCUUGCACGCGACGCGCGAGCAAGUCGCUGCGUUGAAAGCGCGUUUGGCCCGCCGGGACGAGACCAUCCGCCGCCUCGCGCGGCAUCAUCGCCCAGGCUCUCGCUCCAAGCAUCGCGACCAGCAAGAAGCAGCGGUCCGCGACACCGUCGUGACGCACCUUCUCGCCCGCAACGCGAACCUCGAGAGCACGGUCGCCAUGCUUCGCUCGGCGCUCGACGAUGCGCAAGCGACGGCCGACGCCUUGGCCACGCGCACGUCGUCGACGCCACCCCACGACUACCAAUGCUAAGUCGGACGCGAAGAUCGCAUUCUUGUACUCUAGUGCAAACGAACGUAACCAAAGUCCCUGUACCUA
This is a messenger RNA of Saprolegnia diclina VS20, 687 nucleotides long. RefSeq lists its product as hypothetical. The record is from RefSeq and is a predicted model, not a curated record. The coding region runs from base 1 to 621 and encodes 206 amino acids. Lineage: Eukaryota; Oomycota; Saprolegniomycetes; Saprolegniales; Saprolegniaceae. The transcript is spliced from 2 exons.